Xenopus tropicalis (tropical clawed frog) is the source of this 7223-nucleotide messenger RNA. It is a transcript of the gene rad54l2, whose product is annotated as RAD54 like 2. The record is from RefSeq and is a predicted model, not a curated record. The coding region runs from base 322 to 4512 and encodes 1396 amino acids. The transcript has 22 exons. Gene Ontology annotation, cellular component: chromosome; nucleus. Gene Ontology annotation, biological process: chromatin remodeling. NCBI's taxonomy places the organism in Eukaryota, Metazoa, Chordata, Amphibia, Anura, Pipidae. Gene Ontology annotation, molecular function: ATP binding; ATP hydrolysis activity.
AGAAUCCCUCCUCUAUGUCCCCUGAGGCGGAACCUUUCUUUCCCGGCCGGAACCUUGUGCAACACGUUCUGUGUUCCCGGCGGGCGACACAGGGCGGACGGGCCUGCAGGGACAGAGCAGAGGCGGUAGGGGAGAGUCGAAGAGGCCGGAACUGAAGCCCUGGGAGCGGGGAGAACGGAGCCAGAGAGCGUCGCCGGGGGGAGAUAUCUGUCUUUCUCUUUUGCCUUAUGGUAAGGCAUUUAUAUUUUGGCCCUUUUGCAGUUCCCCCUUUGUCAGAAAAGGAUGAGCAGAUAACCUGGGAAAUUCCAGCAAGGGCUUGAGAUGUCUGACGCAUCUAUCUCAGGGAGCGAGCCUGAAUUGGACCCAGAAGAUAUGGAGGAGGAAGAAGAAGACGAUGAAGAUGAUGAUGAAGAGGAGGAGGAGGAGGAAGAUGAGGAGGAUAAUGAUGGCGAUGAUGAGGAUGACAAGCAAGAUAUAAAUGAGAAAUCUCAAAAUGCAGCCUUGGGUGAAGACAGCCCUGAGCAAGGAGAAGAAGGAUGGAAGCGCUCAACUACCUCAGGACAGAGCGGCCAAGAAUCAGAUGAGGCAAAGAAAAAGCGCCUACAGAAACCUGCAAACCUGAGAAGAAACAUUCGAAAACUCCUGCGAGAAGAUCAGUUAGAAUCUGUGACCAAGACAGCUCAGCAGGAGGAGUUGGAAAGACGAAAACGACUGGAACAACAGAGGAAGGAUUACCCAUUGCCGCUCACUUUGCCCCCUGUAUCACUAGACUUCCUGCAGGAGGAGAUUGAGCUGAGAGCAGCAGAUGUGUCGCAGCUGGUGAAAAGCCAGGAAAUAAUCUGCCUUGACAGCAGCAGUGGUGAAAGUGAUGAUGAAGGGAAGGUGAAGUCUCAUAGCAUUAAGGAUGAAAUCAUUGAAUUGAGCUCUGGGGAAGAGGACAAUCUACAAAUUUCAGAUAAUGCAGAUUCCACCAAUGAGGUAGAUGGAGAUAUUACCACUGAAAACAGUGGCUCCCAUGUCAAUGAUGCCUUGAAUCAAGCUGAUCAUUUGGGCCGUGUCCUAGUAAACAUUAACCACCCACCAAAUGAGAAGGACAUUUUUCUGGCACCUCAGCUCGCAAGGGCUGUCAAAUCUCACCAGAUUGGUGGCAUUCGCUUCCUGUAUGACAACCUUGUUGAGUCUUUGGAAAGGUUUUCAGGCAGCAGUGGAUUUGGCUGUAUCUUGGCCCACAGUAUGGGUUUGGGGAAAACUCUACAGGUUAUCUCCUUCCUGGAUGUGCUCUUCCAACAUACCUCAGCAAAGACUGUGCUUGCAAUUGUACCGGUCAACACGUUGCAAAACUGGCUUGCUGAAUUCAACAUGUGGCUCCCUCCACCUGAAUCAUUGCCAAAGGAUCAUAACCAGGAACUGGUCCAGCCACGUGCAUUCAAGGUCCACACUAUGAACGACGAGCACAAAACAACAGCAGCGCGAGCCAAAGUAGUUAAUGACUGGGCGACCGAUGGAGGAGUCUUGUUAAUGGGCUAUGAAAUGUACAGGCUCCUCUCUCUGAAAAAAUCAUUUACUGCUGGUAGAAAAAAAAAGAGCAAAAAGGCUGCAGGACCUGUAAUUAUUGAUUUGGAUGAAGAGGAUCGCCAGCAAGAAAUGCUAAAAGGGAUAGAAAAGGCUUUGUCAAGGCCUGGCCCAGAUGUAGUGAUCUGUGAUGAAGGUCAUCGUAUAAAGAAUUGUCAUGCCAGUACAUCUCAGGCCCUGAAGAACAUCCGAUCACGAAGGAGGGUGGUAUUGACAGGCUACCCCUUACAGAACAACCUUAUUGAGUAUUGGUGCAUGGUGGACUUUGUGCGACCUGAUUUUCUUGGUACUAGGCAAGAAUUCAGCAACAUGUUUGAAAGGCCCAUUCUAAAUGGACAGUGUGUGGAUAGCACACCCCAGGACAAGAGACUCAUGCGAUAUCGGAGCCAUGUCUUGCACAGUUUGCUGGAAGGAUUUGUUCAGAGACGUGGACAUACAGUGUUAAAAGCUCAGCUUCCAUUCAAAGAAGAACAUGUUAUCUUGGUGCGUCUGUCUAAAAUUCAGCGAGAUCUGUACACUGAGUUUAUGAACCGGUUUCGAGAUGCAGGAAAUAGUGGCUGGCUAGGUCUAAACCCACUCAAAGCAUUUUGUGUCUGCUGUAAGAUUUGGAAUCAUCCUGAUGUGCUGUAUGAAGCGUUGCAGAAGGAAAAUUUGGCAAAUGAACAGGACUUAGAUGUAGAAGACUUGGGCACUAAUAAUCGCUGCAAUGCACAAAGUGGCAAGAUCAAGGUAGAACCAAACAGCUUGGGGGCCCUCAUGGGAGAGACGGCACACACCAAGCAGCUGCAGGGUAUUGUUUUGAACCCCUCCCACGAAAAAGCCAAUCAGGUUGUUACAUAUGAAUGGGCCAAGGAGAUUCUUUCUGAUUACAUACCGGGCCAGCUGCAGAACUCACCCAAGAUGGUGCUAUUGUUUCACCUGAUUGAGGAGAGCAUGAGAAUGGGUGACAAGAUUCUGGUGUUCAGUCAGAGCCUGUCCACUCUGUCCAUCAUGGAAGAAUUUUUAGCCAAGAGAAAGAUGCCAAUCCCAGCAGGGUCUGAUGGCCAGGAAGGUCAUACAUGGAUUCGAAAUGUUAACUAUUACAGACUGGAUGGCAGCACUUCUGCCUCAGAGCGGGAAAGAUUAAUAAAUCAGUUUAAUGACCCUAGUAAUGAAAAGGUGUGGCUGUUCUUACUCUCCACGCGUGCUGGGUGCCUUGGGGUAAAUCUGAUUGGUGCUAAUCGUGUAGUGGUGUUUGAUGCCUCAUGGAACCCUUGUCAUGAUGCUCAAGCUGUUUGCAGAGUAUACAGAUAUGGGCAAAGGAAACCAUGUUAUAUCUACCGGCUGGUAUCUGACUUCACUCUGGAGAAAAAAAUUUAUGAUCGACAAAUUACCAAACAAGGAAUGUCAGACCGUGUUGUUGAUGAUCUAAACCCUGAAGUUAAUUUUACACGACGGGAGGUAGAGAAUCUGCUGCAUUUUGUAGAAGAGGAGCCAGAUGCCUCACGGCAGCACCUAGAUUCCUCUAGUUUCCAUGAAGCUGUCCUACAGAAAGCCUGCCUCCAGUAUCCUCAUCUUAUCACCAAGGAGCCUUUUCAGCAUGAAUCCCUGCUUUUGGAUCGCAAGGAGCAGAAACUGACACUAGCUGAGAAAAAGGCUGCAAAGCGUGGUUAUGAGGAAGAGAAGAGAGCAUCAGUACCAUAUACACGACCUUCCUACACACAGUACUACCCUGCUCCAGACCACAAUCUGGGUAACAUCCCCGCCUUUAGUCAGAGGCACUGGCGCCCACUCAUGAAGGGAGAUGACAGGCCUGUGGCCAGCGUUCGGCCCCUGCAGUCCACACCCAUUCCUAUGUUACCUAGACAUGUUUCUGUGAAUCACCCUGGAUCUGCAUCUGCUUCUGUUCAUCCAUAUAACUUCCCAGUCAACUAUCUUCAGAGAGCAGGAGUGCUUGUGCAAAAAGUUGUGACCACCACAGAUAUUGUUAUUCCAGGAAUGACAACCUCCACUGACGUGCAAGCACGUAUCAGCGCAGGCGAGAGUAUUCAUGUUAUUCGUGGCACAAAAGGAACCUAUAUCCGUACCAGUGAUGGGCGAAUAUUUGCCAUCAGGGCCAGUGGAAAGCAAAAGAGUGGUGAAGUACGCAGACAGGCAACAUCAGGUGCACAGGGUAGCUCUGCUCCAUAUCUGAGUAACGGAAGACACUCAACCUCCAGUCCCUCACAACAAGACUCUGAGGAUCCUCCUAGGCCCCUCUCACCAGACAGUCCUGAAAUUCUGAAUGAGUUGCAGAAGUAUGCAGAUGCUGCAGCUGCCCGUGGCUCACAUACAGCGCCUCAACUUCAGAAUCUGGGCCUUCAUCACCAAGGAAUUAACCCAGCUCCCAAACUUCAACCAAGAAAGAGGAAGGAUCCCCAAGACCAAUCCAGCCACUGGCCCUCAAAUAAGAGGAAUCCAUACUCACAGCUGAGUUACCCUAACACAGGUGGAUUUGGGGUUACACCUUCCACAAUGAACCAUAACCUAGUCAGGUCUUCAAACCCUGUCUUUAUGGGACCAGGAGGGGGCUCCUCACACUUCCAACUUCCCUCUUUGCUGUCAGACCCACAGACAGGACUGCCACUGGUUCAGGACUCUCUACUGACCCACUCCUCGGGAACUUCCUCUGCCCCUUCUGUCCCUCCACAUUAUCUGUUGCCCCGUGGCUUCCCUCUUCCUUUUUCACAGUCUCUGCUCCCUCAGACCCGAAUGUUUGCUCCCUAUCCUUCUCAAAUUCUCAAUCGGGGACUCCCCACUAACAACCCAGCUUCGACUUUUCCUGGCUACCUCUCCUCUCACUCUAACUACCAGGCUUCUCCUGGGACUUCAUCCCGACCGCUCCCAUCAGGGGAGACAGAGCUAGGUUCUUGUGAGGAGGAUGGGCGGGAUGAUGAUGUGGUGGAGGUGACAGGGGAGUGAAGUGGUAAGCUUGGGUGCAGGAAACCAUCAGCCACAUGUCAUUCCACAUUUAAAGGACAGUGAAGUGGUGUGCCCUGAGCUCAUCAGAUCUUUCGAAUUCUACCUACUCAACUUUAAGUGGCAGUUAAUGAACAUUCCUGCCAUCUCCUGAACUCCCUAUCAAACAAUAUGAAUGUUACUUAAGAUUGGUCUUGUCUGUCUGAUCCCAUGCAGGAAGAGGACCUAUCUCUGUCCCACUUCUUAUCACCGUCUACCAGCUUGUGGAAAGUGUAGGAUUAUGGUAGUUCUUUUGGGUUAAAGUACCCAUACCACUGUGCAGCUGUCAGCAGCCUUGGCUCCCAGUGCGCAUAGCCUUAGUGUAAUUACAAAAAACUGUGAAGGUUACACUAUAGUUUCUGGGAAUUAAACUCUCAUCUAAUGGGUGUCCAGAUUUAGAAGGAUCACCGAAUUGCCAUUCUUUAAUUUUUGACCCCCCUAAUGCUGCUAUUUGUUGUUAGUAAAAUAAGUACAGUUUUUUUCACAUUCAGCAGUGAAAAGGUUAAUGGACAUGGACUUUUCUGUUUCAUAUAGAUAUUUUUAAUUGUCCUGAUCAAUUGUAGAUGCAAACGUAUGCCUCGUUUAUGGUUUUUUUUUUGUUUUUUUUAAUCCCCUUUUAAGACGUAAUAUACAUUAGGGAAACAUGCAUCCAGGUUUUUAGGCAGGAGCAAAAAACCAUUUACUAACAACACUGCAAACACACACACACAUCGGCAUCAUUAGCACAAUUGAAUUGGGAAACUCUUUACCAUGUUUUUGUGUGGUCCUCCCUGCCAUUGACUUGGAAAUCUGUCCUUGCAGCCCUUCUUCAGUGAAAAUUAUCAUAUCCACACCAGAUAUGGAGUGAAGUGGAGAGGUGGUUUCUAGACACUUUCUCUUGGCUCUUCACAAGGACAUUUUUGACAGUUACAGAACUGUGUUAUUGUGAGGCAAAAAAUAUACUUGUGUCCCUGUUUGUUGGGAAGCUUUUGGGCUUGAAGUAUCAAAGCUCAGCUGAACCAUGAUCAUACUUACAUAAAUAUGAUUGAUUUGUCUAUAAAUUUUCCAAUAUUCACUGUCAAAGUAAUUUUGCAUGUAAGGCAGUAGCUUAAAGCAUUAAACGUUACUAAAGACACACUGACUUUCCAUAUUCUCCAGGAAAUAGUCAAAUAAUUGUUCUUUGCUGAGCAUCACAUUGCAGAGUUAUAUGGCACUGAAACAUAGAAUGAAAGAACACUAAAUCGUUUAAUGCUGCCUUAUUAACUACAUAAUCAAUUGGAAUGGGACCGGUCUUGAGCAGCUUGUAUAGCAGGAAUUUCCAACAUGCUGCCCUUGGCUAUCAGGGGAUGUAGGGAUUUUAGUUUAAGAACAGUUUAAAGGCCAAAGGUUUGAACAUACUCCUUCAAUGUACAAUCCACUCUGGAUUAGAUGCACCAUCAUUCUGGUGGACAGGAGGUAAUGGAACACAAAUGAAGGUCUUUCCAAAACACUGGCUUUCAUUUACAAACUGACACAUUUAUAUUUUAGCUAAGCACUUGGUACCACCUGUCUGUUUCAGAUAUGUGCUUCACUAUUCACUGGCUUAAAGCAAACACAGGCCUUACAGCAAUUUAUGAAUGAUCUCCAUUGUGGUGCUCAAGUAUUCUCCACCUCUGAAUAGUGACAGGAGUGUAUCACACAUUGCCUAUUGAGCUCUUUAGUAGUUCUACUAACUUCUAACUUUUGAUGUUUCCCAGCUGAAAGCUCCAGUGGUCCCUCAUGUGGCUUGGCAGCUUGGCUAAAGGUGGGAUACCUAAAGUAACAGUUCACAAUCACUGGAAAACCCCAACCGCAGUGUUGAACAGGUUUAACCUUGCUGCUGGGUUUGAUGUGCUUCAAACAUUCUGCUUACAAACCUCACUUCUGUAGGGGGAUAACAGAAGCUAGGCUAGGGUUUAGGUGCCUACUCUUGCUAAAUGGGUUUAAAAGACAAAUCAUACACACUUAUCCCUCCACCAUCCUAUUCUGCUGAUAUAAUUUUAAUUAAAACCAAAUCUCUCUGGGUUUUAAUACAGGGGGUCUAGCACAAACCUGCCCAGCUUUAUGUGUCAUUGUAAGACUGUUGGGAUUGCAUUACCAGCCAGAGGCUCUUCUGGGGGCGGCAAGACGGUUCUGAAUUACGAGGCUGAUCACCUGUUUGUUUAUAAAUAUCCUAUUUAUUUCUACUUUUUUGUGUCCUAUGUCAUUUUUUUUUUUUUUUUUAAAACAUAUGUAUUGAAAAAGAAAAAAAAAAAAAGACCAUUUACUCAAGGCUGUCAUGUUGAAGCUGAAUGACUACCUGCCUUUUUCAUGUUUGUAAAAUACAUCCUAAAUUAGAGAGGCAGCAACUUUAGGGCUGCCUUCAUUUGGGUUUAUGGAACGAAGAAUAAAAGUAGUAAUGUAUAUAAAUCUUCACGUGUAUGUAAUCCUGAGGUCAUCAGAGCAGUAAUGUUUUUUUGGAAACCUAAGGACUACUGAAGCAGCAACUAUCAUUGCUUAUUUUAAUCCUAUUAAUAUUACACCCAGCUUUAAAAAAAAAAAAAUGCAGUGAGGUUUUGUUUCAUAAUUGUGCCAGUUUGUAUAAAGUUCUAUGUUUUUCACUGCUGUGCUAAUUUUUGUUUUGUUUACUACUAUUAUUCCAAAAUGUUAAAUAAAUCCCUAGAACCUUUUUCUUAAUA